Molecule: messenger RNA, 2070 nt
Organism: Caenorhabditis briggsae
Lineage: Eukaryota; Metazoa; Nematoda; Chromadorea; Rhabditida; Rhabditidae
Exons: 4
Coding region: 1-2070 (689 amino acids)
Cellular component (GO): FACT complex; nucleus
Molecular function (GO): nucleosome binding; histone binding; DNA binding
Source: RefSeq, a predicted model, not a curated record
AUGAGCAGCUUGGAAUUCACCGGCAUUUUCACAGAAAACGGAGGUGUCUUGACACCAGGAACCCUAAAAGUCGAAGAUACUUCAGCGAUCUUCAAAAGUGACAAGGCAGGAAAAACUAUCAAGCUCUCACCAGGCGAUAUCAAGGAUAUUAGAUGGCAAAAGCUGGGAAACCGACCUGGUAUUCGUUUCGGACUUAAAGAUGGAGGUUCUCAUCGUUUCGGAGGUUUUAAAGAAGCGGACUUCGGCAAAAUUUUGGUGGUAACCGAAUCUUCCUGGGGACUAGGGAUCGAAAAAACUAAUCUUGUGAUCAAAGGAUGGAAUUAUGGAAAUGUACAAGUGAAAGGAAAGAACGUCGAGUUCUCUUGGGAAAACAAUCCUAUUUUUGAAAUCCCAUGUACGAAUGUUUCGCAGUGCGUCGCUAACAAAAAUGAAGCCGUUCUGGAGUUCCAUCAACACGAAAAUAAUCCGAUUUCUUUGAUGGAGAUGAGAUUCCACAUGCCUGUUGAUCCUGAAAACGAAGACGACAUUGAUCGAGUGGAAGAGUUCAAGCAAGCCGUCCUCGCAUAUGCAGGUCUCGAGGCUGAGACUGAACAACCGAUCACACUUCUCUCCGAUAUCCUGUGCACAACGCCACGUGGACGUUAUGAUAUCAAGGUCUAUCCGACGAGCAUUGCCUUGCACGGAAAAACAUACGACUACAAGAUUCCAGUCAAAACUAUUACUCGACUCUUCCUGGUUCCUCACAAAGAUGGACGACAUGUGUAUUUUGUGCUUGCUUUGAAUCCUCCUAUUCGUCAAGGACAAACUCGCUACACUUAUCUCGUUUUCGAGUUUGUCAAGGAUGAUGAUCAAGAAAUGGAGAUCGCAUUAACAGACGACCUCAAAGAAAAAUAUGGGGGACAACUCAAGAGUGAAAUGGAUGGUCCCUUGUAUGAGAAUGUUUCAAUUUUAUUCAAGGUGGUUUGCAAUCUCAAAGUCACCGUUCCCGGAAGAUUCAUUGGCAGUAGUGGAACUCCAGCCAUUCAAUGUUCUCAUAAGCAGAAUCCUGGACUUUUGUAUCCACUGGAAAAGGGAUUCUUAUUCAUUCAUAAACCAGUUAUGUACAUCCGACUUGAAGAAAUCAGCUCCUGCCAUUUUGCUCGAUCCGAUGCCGGUACUGUUACGCGUACCUUUGAUUUCGAAAUCGACAUGAAGUCGGGACAAUCAGUGAUGUUCAACGCUAUGGAAAAGGAAGAAAAUCACAAAUUGUUUGACUAUUUGAACAAAAAGGAAAUCAAAAUUCGCAACUCUCAGCGUCUGGAGAAGAACCAACAUGUGGAUAGCAGCGAUGACGAGAUCGAUCCAUACACAAACACUGUUAAAGCUGAAGGACGUGGAAGAGAAGAAAGUGAUGAUGAUGAGAGUACCGAUGAGGAUUACGAUUUGGACAAGGAUAUCAAGAACCAGAAGAAAGACCGUGAUUCGUCUGAAGGAUCUGGAAGUGAGCCAGACGACGAAUACGACUCUGGAUCCGAGAAAGACUCCAGUGGAACUGGUGAAUCGGAGCCAGACGAUGAAAAUGUUCGCCCUAAGAAGAAAAGUGAAGUCAACUCUGAGAAAAAAUCGAAGAAGGAAAAACCAGAAAAGGUAGGAAAGAAAAGAAAAGGGAAGAAAGAGAAGGAUCCGAAUGAGCCGAAACGUGCGGCUACUGCUUAUUUCCUUUGGUUCAAUGCUAAUCGGGCGUCUUUGAAAGAAGAUGGUGAUACUGUUCCUGAGGUUGCCAAAAAGGGAGGAGCCAAGUGGAAGGAAAUGAGCGCUGACGAUAAGAAGGAAUGGGAGCAAAAGGCAGCACAGGAUAAGAUUCGCUAUGAAAACGAGAUGAAAGAAUACAAGAAAAAUGGCGGUGGCUCAUCUUCUGUGACGUCUAAUCCUCCGAAAAAGGGAACAUCCUCUCCAUCGAAGUACAAGUCUAAGGAGCACAUCAGUGAUUCUGACGACUCCGAUGAUGACGAACCACCGAAACAAAAGAAGUCAUCCAAAGAAGCAACACCAACCGAUGAAUCGGACAUGGCUAGCGAUAAUUCUGAUUAA